Messenger RNA from Beauveria bassiana ARSEF 2860, 1146 nucleotides. Its product is annotated as beta-eliminating lyase. The coding region runs from base 1 to 1146 and encodes 381 amino acids. Gene Ontology annotation, biological process: glycine biosynthetic process; L-threonine catabolic process. Gene Ontology annotation, molecular function: L-allo-threonine aldolase activity. Gene Ontology annotation, cellular component: cytosol. The record is from RefSeq and is a predicted model, not a curated record. The transcript is spliced from 3 exons. NCBI's taxonomy places the organism in Eukaryota, Fungi, Ascomycota, Sordariomycetes, Hypocreales, Cordycipitaceae.
AUGGCGAGCAACGUUGAGAAGAAGCAGGACGGUGGUGCGUGGAUUGGCGUCAAGGGCGCGGGUUCACUUGAUCUACGCAGUGAUGUCAUGACGGUGCCGACGCCGGCCAUGCUGGCCGCCGUGGCGAAUUGCUCGCUGCGCGACGACGUCUUCAACGAGGACCCGACGACGCGCGACCUCGAGGCGCACGUUGCGCAGCUCGCCGGCAAAGAGGCCGGCCUCUUUGUCACGUCUGGGACCAUGGGAAACCAAGUCGCCCUACGGAGCCUCUUGACGCAGCCUCCGUUUGGCGUGCUGGCGGAUCAUCGCUCCCACAUUAUCCUCUACGAAGCCGGCGGAGUCUCGUCCCUCACCGGCGCCACCGUCAAGCCCGUCGUCCCCCGCAACGGCGUCCACCUCACCGUCGAAGACGUCGCCGCCCACGCCAUCCUCAGCUCCGACGUGCACGCCUGUCCCACCCGCGUCAUCAGCCUCGAAAACACACUCAACGGCACCGUCAUGCCCCUCUCCGCCGUCGCCUCCAUUGCUUCCUUUGCGCGCGCUCACAAUAUCCGACUUCACUGCGACGGUGCUCGUCUCUGGGAAGCCGCCGUCGCCACAUCCUCUUCCUCCACCUCUUCUACCUCUUCCUCUUCCUCUCCUUCCGCUGUACUCGCCGAAUACUGCUCCCAUUUCGACACCAUAAGCCUCUGCUUCUCCAAAGGUCUCGGCGCCCCCGUCGGCAGCAUCAUUGUCGGCGACGCCGCCACCCUGACGCACGCGCGCUGGGUGCGCAAAUCACUCGGCGGUGGCAUGCGCCAGCCGGGCAUGCUCGCGGCGGCGGCGCGCGUCGCCGUCGACGAGACUUUUACCGGCGGCUUGCUGCGGGCAUCGCACGAGACGGCGAAAAAAGUCGAGGCCGCGUGGACGGCGCUGGGCGGGGGCACGCUGGUGCAUCCCGUGCAGACAAACAUGUGCUGGGUUGAUCUUGAGGCGCACGGCGUCAGUGCGGAGGCGUUUACAGAGGCGUGCGCCGAGGAGGGACUGAGGGUGUCGGGGGGCAGGCUGGUGACGCAUUAUCAGAUUGCGCAGAAUGAGGCAGAGGUGCUGCCAAGGCUGGAGAGGGUGUUUAAAAAGGUUUUGGGAGCGCAAUCGACGAGUCAAUGA